Paramuricea clavata is the source of this 407-nucleotide messenger RNA. The record is from the annotation of a GenBank genome assembly. Lineage: Eukaryota; Metazoa; Cnidaria; Anthozoa; Malacalcyonacea; Plexauridae.
AUGCCUGAAACCCUUUCAUCUUAUCGUAUUGCGAAGAAAAUGAUUCGCCAUUUUAGUAAUAUUACAUUCCUUCGUACAUGCAAGUCACACAAAGUUAUACCCUACGGCCUACGUGCAACGAAUGUUCUCAUCAAUACUUCCAAGUCACCGCUAGCAGAAAAGUUGGUUUUAAAACACAGCAGACAAUGGUUACAACUGGCAAUUGACACCCAAUAUACACAACUUUCUAAAAUUCGUCGCUAUGUGUUCCCGCUAGUUUAUCAAGAAGACCGAGACAUAGUCCAGCUUCAAAACUCCCUGAACCGUACUAAAGAACGCAAGCUCCAACAGUUAUUGUUUCGAAAUCGGAAAGAACCUAAAACAACCAAGUCUAGACCACAAGGCUUUAAAAAUUUAUCAUCCGAAAC